UGGCAAAGGUCCUGCGUGCUGCAUUUGCAGGCUCUGCCCCAGCGAAAUAGAGCAACUCCCCCCGAUCUGUGGGCUCCGUCUGCCGCCGGAGGGAGGGGGGGGGGGUCCGCGAGGGGCUGAGCACCUUCACUCACUCACUCACUCACUUACUCACUCACUCACUCACACACGCGCGCGCACACACACCAGAGCCUCUGCUGCAUCGAGAGGCUGGAGAGGAGAGCGGAGGAGGAUACAGAGGGACGCACAGGCUGGGGAUAGUCCAGUGGAGAAGCCAAGCCCGGAGAGGGACAUGAUCACCGGGGGACUCGUGCGCUAAUAUGCCCGCGUGUUCCACGGGGGAACCUCAGCACCACAGAGUUCUCGGUACACCUGCUCCAUACACAGCGAUCAUGUGGAGCAGCUGACGUGUGCGAUGGAUCUGGACCUGCAGGAUCUCACACACGCAGCCCCGUGUCGUCGUUGUCGCUCCCCCGCGAAGCAGCCCGGCCCCGGGUUCUGACUGAGCCUCCCCUCCCGCCCUCCCCCCUCCCCUCCCUGCCUCUCCCCGGUCGUCCCUCCAUCCUGGGCCCACCAUGGGAGGAUGCUUCUCCAAACCCAAGCCAGUUGAAGUUAAAGUGGAACUCUCUCUCCUGGACAAAGAGAAAGAGGUGGACGGGCUGUCGCCCAACGGCAAAGCCAGUCCCUUUGCCGACUGCAGACCCAACGGGGCCCUGGGACACGGGUCUGAGGAGGACUCCACUCCGCUCCCUCUGUACCACAAACCACGGGACUACGUGGAGGCCUCCGUCUGCCACGUCAAAGACCUGGAAAACGGACAGAUGCGAGAGGUGGACUUGGGGAGCGGCAGAGCCCUGUUGAUCAAGGAGCACGGGGAGUUCUCGGCCAUGGCCCACAAGUGUCCACACUACGGAGCGCCGCUGGUCAAAGGCGUGCUGUCCAAAGGGCACGUGCGCUGCCCGUGGCACGGCGCCUGCUUCCACAUCGCCACGGGGGACAUCGAGGACUUCCCCGGCCUGGACAGCCUGCCCACCUUCCAGGUCAGAGUUGAAAAGGACAAGGUGAUCAUUCGCGCAAACAAGCAGGCCCUGCAGUCACAGAAACGCUCGAAGCCCAUGGCCCGAUGUUCAGCCGUCAUCAACUCCAACUCUGGCUUCAGCCAUGUUGUCAUCAUCGGUGCAGGUCCAGCGGGUCUGGUGUGUGCGGAGACGCUGAGGCAGGAGGGCUUCACCGAUCGCAUCGUCCUGUGCACCAUGGACAGACAUCCUCCGUAUGACAGGCCUAAACUGAGUAAGUCCCUAGACAACACAGCGGAGCAGCUGAGACUGCGCUCCACUGAAUUCCUGCAGGACCACGACAUCGAGCUGCUCACGGAGAAAGAGGUCGUGGCUGUGGACGUGAAAACGCGGUCCGUGACCUUUGAAGACGGCGUGAGGAUGGAGUACAGGAAACUCUUUAUCGCUACAGGAAGCAAACCCAAACCAAUGAACUACAAAGGCAAAGAGGUCAAGAACGUGUUUCACCUGCGGACGCCCGAGGACGCCAACAGCAUCGCGCGACUGGCCAGCAACAAGAACGCCGUGAUUGUGGGAACCUCGUUUGUUGGGAUGGAGGUGGCGGCGGCGCUGACGGACAAAGCCCACUCAGUGUCCGUCAUCGGGAUCGAGACGGUGCCCUUCAAGAAAGCUCUCGGCGAGAAAGUGGGGAAGGCGAUAAUGAAGCUCUUUGAGGCGAACAGGGUGAAGUUCUACAUGCUGAACGAAGUGUCCGAGAUGGUCGGCCAUCACGGACAGCUGAAAGAGGUGGUGCUGAAGAGCGGCAAAGUCCUGCGGGCGGACGUGUGCGUCAUCGGCGCAGGGAGCGUCCCUGCUACAGACUUCCUGAGGCAGAGCAGCGUCCACGUGGACUCCAAGGGCUUCAUCACCGUCAACAAGAUGAUGCAGACCAACUGUGACGGGGUCUUCGCUGGGGGGGACGUGGUGAUGUUUCCUUUCCUGCCACGCAACAACAAGAGGGUGAACAUCCCCCACUGGCAGAUGGCGCACGUUCACGGGAGGGUCGCGGCCCUCGGCAUGAUGGACAGAGCCACUGAGAUCAAAACGGUGCCUUAUUUCUGGUCAGCCAUGUUUGGGAAGACCAUCCGCUAUGCAGGUUACGGUGAUGGAUUUGAUGAUGUCAUCAUACAAGGAGAUCUGGACGAACUGAGAUUUGUAGCAUUUUAUACGAGGGGUGAGGAAGUGGUUGCAGUCGCCAGCAUGAACUAUGAUCCCAUUGUGUCCCGAGUGGCAGAGGUCUUAGGAUCUGGAAAGACGAUUAAGAAGCGAGACGUGGAGAUGUUAGCGCGGCUUGGCAAGACUGGGGACAUUUCCUGGCUGAUUGACAAAGGCGCUCAAUGAUUUCACCGCUGAAGCCGCGACAGACAGACCCGAGGUCCAUGUGACGCCUCUACACGGACACUUUUGGUGCUGAGACACUGAGCAGCUAACCUGGAAUGGACAGACACGCUGUGGGGACAGGAUGGGUCUCAGACACACUCCUGAGGACAACACUGGAACUCGCUUUUGCUCCAGAAAGAGGCAGUCGUACGGGGUCUGACUACACUGAAUCACUGUGUUGGCACAUUCAUGAUCCUGUUGUCAUGUUUCCAACGAAACAAUAUUGGUUUCAGCUCCUGCUCUGCUGCAAAAUGUAACUACCUGCACACUUUGUUUAUAAGAAGCCAGGAAAAGGUCUUUUUGUACAAAUAACAUUGUAUAUAAGUAUAAUCCUGAAUGCACUGUAACACAAUAAGAACAUACAAUUUGAACUGAACUUUUUUUAAAUAACCGAUUGGUCGUAUGCUCUCAAACAGACCCUGUAUCUGCAUGGAACAACUAACUGUAAGAUAAGCUCCAAACUAAGCCCUGAGACAGAUAUUUUAAAGUACAAGCAUCAGCAAAGAAAGCUUAAAUCUGCAACAAACCAAUAAUGACUUUAGAGAAUCCUAAAUGCAGCUUAGUCCAGUUCACCAUCACACACACAGCUCUAAUUGAUGAUAAAAUAGCAUUUACGGUAACGUCUGACCUCUUCCUGCUGGUUGCCUUGCUAGUAGAUUGCACAACUGAAAUUUUUAAUCGUACUUUGAUUCAAGACUAGUGCUUGUGCCAUAGGUCCAUGUAUUUCCUACAAGAUAUCUCCCCUCUAGACAAAUCCAAUAGUAGCAUAAUGUUAUUUUUGAUAGCCGUCAGCUCCAUAUGGAUGUUACUUGUUACUAACUCAGGGAACUGAGGUUUGAGGCCUGGGCCCACUGGUCCUUCUGCAAAACUGAUUUGUUGCUUUCAUAUUUUGGUCCAAGUUAUUGCAUUUCAUUCAGAAGUACUUGCAUGGUGGAGCGUGGACUAAAAACAAAUGCUUGGUUACAGCCUGAUGUGCUGACGAUCCCAAAACACUGGAGCCCUGACACAGUAGUCGACACAGCAUUUUAAGAAGCAUCGCUCCUCCUACAGAAAAGCCUGGGUGGCAUUUUUAUAACAAAAACCUUUGAAAUAAAAGUCUUCCAACACUGAA
Molecule: messenger RNA, 3546 nt
Organism: Betta splendens (Siamese fighting fish)
Lineage: Eukaryota; Metazoa; Chordata; Actinopteri; Anabantiformes; Osphronemidae
Product: apoptosis-inducing factor 3
Exons: 21
Coding region: 576-2396 (606 amino acids)
Biological process (GO): execution phase of apoptosis
Cellular component (GO): cytoplasm; mitochondrion
Molecular function (GO): 2 iron, 2 sulfur cluster binding; flavin adenine dinucleotide binding; oxidoreductase activity, acting on NAD(P)H
Source: RefSeq, a predicted model, not a curated record